This is a messenger RNA of Phycomyces blakesleeanus NRRL 1555(-), 1656 nucleotides long. RefSeq lists its product as hypothetical. Bases 1 to 1656 code for a protein of 551 amino acids. The record is from RefSeq and is a predicted model, not a curated record. The transcript has 11 exons. NCBI's taxonomy places the organism in Eukaryota, Fungi, Mucoromycota, Mucoromycetes, Mucorales, Phycomycetaceae.
AUGAGCAACUCCAACUACACCCAAUUAUCCAUCAAUGACAUUAAUGAUGAUCAUAUGAUCCAAAUUGCCCCAGAUUACGAGAUGGCCAAUCCCAAAGUCACUGAGACUUUUGCUGAUGAAGGGAAAUUCACUGUUUGGUUUGAAAACUUGGCCAAGAGACAUUCCAACUGGAAUGUAACUAACACUCACUUUUCUCAGGCUACUAGUACAGCUAGUCUUAGAGACGUUGUAUUGACUGUAUACUUUGUCUGUGACCACCAAGAAUUCCUCAAGAAGGCCAAGAAUGGCUGCAAAGCCAAGAUUACCAAGAAAACCUUGCGUGAUGAGAGUGUCCAGGUAGAUUACCUGUGGCAGCAUGCCACCCACCAGCCUGAAAAUAAGGCAAUCAAAACUUUGCUUCGAAUCAACCCUCAGCGAUUGGAUGAGCUCAAAGCAGGUAUUGAUAUUGCCAGCUUCCCAAUGUCUCUUCGCAUUAACUAUCAUGAUACAAGUGUUGAGCAAUGGAUUGAGUUUUUGGAAAAAGAAAAGAACUACUUGGUUCACAUUGUCUUCCAUGAAGGUAAUGGACCAUACCUUGUUUCGUGGAUCUCUCCUUGGCAGAAGAAAAUUCUUGAGUUAGCAGAUGAGUGGUGCAUUGACUCAACUCACAAGACCUGUAAAUCUUUGGUAGAUUCUAGUAAGCACUCGUAUCUGUAUACGAUAGUUGUGAGAAGCAACGUUACCAACAAGGGUGUUCCUGUUUGCUUCUUUGUGACAAACGCAGAGUUUAUCACAACCUUGUUGCAAUGGCUCAAUUGGGUUAAAUCCAACUGUAGCUUGUGUGUCAAGUGCAUGAUGAUCGACUGCAGCCCGGUUGAGAUUGGUGCCUUGGAGGAAGACUUUGGCCAGUCUGUCCAGGUCCUUUUAUGCCACUGGCACAUCAAGAGAGCAUGGGAGAUGCACAUCAAAAAAGAUGUAAAAAUUACUGGAGCCACCCACAAAAGCAAGUGUGAACAGAAUGCAGUUUGGGUGGCUCUCAACUUGCUGAUACAUGCCAGAAGUAAGGAGCAUGCUAAGUGUGCUCUUUGGUCAAUGGCCUGGAGAGUAGAUGCCAGAUUCUACACGGACAAUCUGAUUGAAUCCUACUAUCACAUCUUGAAAGCUUACUACUUGGGUAGAUCAAGAAACUUCUGGACUGACUGGUUGGUUUACAUGCUCUCCCAAGUAGUUGAGCAUGACUAUAGACAAGAGGGUCUCAAGAUCAUGUAUAGGUUCAAACAGCUUGUUUUGACAUACACCGAGAAGUCAAAGAAAAAGAAGGCGUAUGAUAUUGCUCAUGAAGAUGCUCUUGGCAUGAUCUACAAGUGUUGCUCCUUUACUGACAAUUCUGUUUGGUACAAGCUCUUGGUCAAAGAGGAAGUACUGUCAGUCUGCUCUUGUCCAGACCCUAAUCAUUUGUUUCAGAUAGUUGACCAAAGUGAGAAGAGUUCUUUGGCACAGAAUAGACUGCGUGCUCUGGAGUUUGUUGAGAGACAUAGCAGCUUGAUCAAUAAGAUUGCUCAAGCUGUUGGUAAAAUAAAUGCCGUGGCAAGAGAUACUGCCUCUGGAAUGGACAUCACCAGCCAGAUUUUGGAAGAUUGUUUGUCUUCUUUGAAAGAAUCUGGUGUUUCUUUCUAG